Messenger RNA from Meloidogyne enterolobii, 603 nucleotides. NCBI's taxonomy places the organism in Eukaryota, Metazoa, Nematoda, Chromadorea, Rhabditida, Meloidogynidae. The record is from the annotation of a GenBank genome assembly.
UCGUCUGUCAAUCCUCGAAUUCAAAAAUAUAAAGAAACGUUAAAACCAAAAUUACAAAUUACUAAAAAGGAUAUAGACAAAGUAGAAGGCAAAAUGUUUAACAAAAGUAAAUAUAAAAAAGAAUAUUAUCAGAAAAAUAAAGAAAAGUUAAAUGAAUAUAAGCGAAAUUACAAGAAAAUAAAUAGAGAGAAGAUAAGUCAACAAUCAAAAAUUUACCGAGAAAAAAAUAAUGAAAGGAUUCAGAAAAAUAAAAAAAUUUAUUACCAAAAUAACAAAGAAAAAUUGAAUGAGUAUCAGCGAAAAUACCGACAAGAAAAGAAAAACGUAAAAUCUGCUGAUGAUGAUCGAACUAAAUUUGUUAAUCCACAGCCUGUUGAUUUUACUAAUUUAGUUAAUUUAUCAAUUGUUUGCGAAAUGGAAGGAAAUCUUUUUAAUCAAGAAGAGGAAAAAUUAAAUAAUGACAAAGAAAAGUAUGAUCAAAUAGAGGUUGAAGAGCCAAAUAAAAUUAUUGAAGAUGACACAAAUAAUAAAGAAUUAAAGAAGAAAAUUUACUCUUUUGAUUUGAACAAGAUGCCUGAGGAUGAAGAACUGGAGGAUCAUUGA